Gopherus evgoodei (Goodes thornscrub tortoise) is the source of this 2852-nucleotide messenger RNA. It is a transcript of the gene NSUN6, whose product is annotated as NOP2/Sun RNA methyltransferase 6. Bases 430 to 1890 code for a protein of 486 amino acids. The transcript has 13 exons. Gene Ontology annotation, biological process: RNA methylation. NCBI's taxonomy places the organism in Eukaryota, Metazoa, Chordata, Testudines, Testudinidae. Gene Ontology annotation, molecular function: RNA binding; methyltransferase activity. The record is from RefSeq and is a predicted model, not a curated record.
GAGGCAGAUAAACACUGAGACUUCCUCCCUUUUGAUUUACAUGGGAGUUGCCGCAUCAAGGCACUUCUGCAAAUUCCACUUGUUGCCUAUCUGCAUCUUCAGGUGCCUGAAAACCUGGCCAUUGAACAAAUAGCCUGUAAGGGAUUACAAAAAUAAAAAUAGCUAUGUAACUAGUUACAUGCCAGUCCAAACACUUCUAUCUUGUCACAUAGCUGAGCAGUUUCACUAUAGCUGCACAUUUUGAUAUUAACUAAGUGAAUCUUUGGUUACUUUUUUGGCCCUUUUUGGAGGGAAUUUAUGCGAUCCAUACCAUACAUAUAGGGGGUGAAAGCUAACCAUUUUGCCAGUGUAAUAUGAAAGAUUUACAAGAGCUGAAAAGAAACCACUUUUCUGUGGAGGCAUCUGAAGGCUAUUGCACUUUAAAGGAAAAUGUCUUCUUUUUCAAAAAUAUUACUGCAACCAGAAGUUGAAGAAUACCUUGGGCAUGUGUUUAGAAAUAAGGAGCUCAUAAGUGCUUUAGGCACUCUGGAAGCAGAGAGGAAAUAUGAAUCUCUGUUAAAUUGUCUAUCUCAUCCUCCAGCUUUCACAACUGUUAGAGUUAACACUCACUUGGCUUCAGUGAAACAAGUGAAAAAUCUGCUGUUUGAAGAGAUCCACAAGCAGUUUAAAGAUCUUAGUGUACCAGUUCUUCAGCACCCAGAACUCCAGGACCUCCUACUUAUUCCUGUCAUUGGACCCAGGAAGGAUCUACAAAAGCAAUCAUCUGAAGUCAUUGUUGGAGCCCAGUGUGGGAAUUCAGUGCUACGAGGAGCGCAUGUCUUCGUUCCAGGAAUCAUAUCUGCUUCAAAAUUUAUGAAAGCUGGAGAUGUGGUCUCUGUAUACUCUGAUAUUGAAGGGAAGUGUAAAAGAGGAGCCAAAGUAUUUCUGGGAACCAAAGUUUUUAUUGGAAAUGGGAUUUCUGAAUUGAGUCGCAGUGAAAUCUUCAGUUCAAGUGGCUCACUCAAAGGAAUAGGUAUAAGAAUGACAGACCCAGUCUACCUUAGUCCUUCGUUGGAUAAUGUGCUGUCCAGUUAUUUGUUUUUGCAGAACUUGCCCUCUGCAGUUGUAAGCCAUGUUUUAAAUCCUCAGCCAGGAGAGAGAAUUCUGGACAUGUGUGCUGCACCUGGGGGAAAAACAACCCAUCUUGCAACAUUAAUGCAUGAUCAGGGUGAAGUGAUAGCCAUGGACAAGAUAGCUAACAAAGUCAAAAAAAUCAAGCAGAAUGCGGCAUUGUUGCAGCUGAAUUGUGUUAAAGCAUUUUGCUGUGAUGGAACUAAGGUACUUGCCACUGGGAAGAAAGAAGAUGGGCAAGGUGCUGUAUUGAUGACUCUGGUUCUGUUUCCAGGAUGGAAAUUUUUAAAUGAAGGCCCUCCAUUCUCAGCAGAGUCAUUUGAUCGAAUUCUUCUUGAUGUUCCUUGUAGUGGGAUGGGACAGAGACCAAAUAUGGCCUAUUUCUGGACUCUAAAAGAAGUGAUGUCUUAUCAGCCAUUGCAACGCAAGCUUUUCAGCACGGCAGUGAAAUUGCUGAAGCCAGGGGGCACUUUGGUGUAUAGUACAUGUACAAUUACACUGUCUGAAAAUGAGGAGCAGGUCGCCUGGGCCCUGGAAACUUUUCCCUGCCUCCAGCUUCAAUCACAGGAACCACAUAUUGGAGGAGAAGGCAUGAUGGGAGCUGGAUUGUCACUUGAUCAGCUGAAGCUGCUGCAAAGGUUUGAUCCAUCCAGUGUGACUUCACGUGAAAUGGAUAUUAACUCUUUGCAGGAUUCCAGGGAAGACGACCUGAUCUUGCUGGCAAAUAAAGACUGUAUAGGAUUUUUUAUUGCAAAAUUUAUUAAAUUGAACAGCAAAUAGACAUUUAGCAACACAAUCCGAAAAAACACCUUUUGAGUUAAGAAUGGUCCAACUGUUAACUGCGUCUUCUCAUGCAUUGUUGUCAAGCUAACAGGCUGAUGACAUGAUUUCUAUAGCAGCCGUAAAAUCUCCUAGCUGUUUUACUGAGACAGAGCCACAGAUUUGGAACAAGAAAGUCACAGUUGCAGGAGUGUGGAUUCAUUUUUAUGUCUCCAUUAGCUUUUGUAUUUAUAGUAGGUCCAUGGUGGAAGGAAAGGUAAAUGGAUUCAGAUUACUGGUUGUUGACUUAGUGUACAGUAUUGCACAUUUAGAUUACUGCUUGUUUUCUGUUUUAACUUGUUGGUUUAAUGUGUACGGUAUUGCAUAGGAACAGGUUUUGCUAUGGGAAUUUAAAUGUUAUAAAACGCAAAAAAAUCCAUAUUAAGUACACUGAAAAAUAAAAGUCAAAUUUUGUAAAGAAUGAUAGUUUCUAUAGUGAUGUGAAAUAGUUGCAUUUCACAAAGAGCUGUUUUAUAAAUUAAUAAUUAUAACAUCUCAUCUUCUUUAUCUUACUAUAAGCAAGAUUCUCUGUUCAUAUUAUAGACACACAAUACAAUAGGCUUUGUAGCAUGUAUUUUACAGCAGCAUAUGUAUACUGCCCCUCUCCCUUCAGGGAAUGAAAGAUACAGUGCUUCAAGGUCAAAUUUGCCAUUUGUAAGCCUGGAGCAGUCCAGACACAGCACUGCUGGACUGAUUGACUAGGGACAGUUUUAAAGUCCAAUAUCACUUGCACCAUGAGGGCUACAGUCUAAUAAUAUAUGCCAUUGGGAUAGUGACUAUCUCAGCUUUUUCAUGGCACAGAGUAUCACAUUCCUGUCUCUACCUGGCAGAUUGUGACAUCUAAUCCUAUAAUUACAGAAUCAUAGAAAUAUAGGGCUGGAAGGAACCUCACGGUCAUCAAGCGCAGGUCCCUGCACUGAGGC